Brassica napus (rape) is the source of this 2895-nucleotide messenger RNA. RefSeq names its product homeobox-leucine zipper protein HDG9. Gene Ontology annotation, molecular function: lipid binding; DNA binding. The transcript is spliced from 10 exons. Lineage: Eukaryota; Viridiplantae; Streptophyta; Magnoliopsida; Brassicales; Brassicaceae. The coding region runs from base 612 to 2729 and encodes 705 amino acids. The record is from RefSeq and is a predicted model, not a curated record.
UUUUGACAAAAAAGCAUAUAAACUCUAAAUAUUGUAAAAUGCCAUAAUAUAAAUUUUCUAAAUUAUAGAAUAUUUAUAUUUACUUUAAUCAUAAAAAGCCUAACUCAUAUUUAUUAUAAGAAUUUGACUUCCAGAUUUAAGUAUACUUUGUUUUUUUUUCCACAGUUUAUGUUAAAAACCCAGUAUCUCGCUUUAACAUUUGUCACCUCACCUUGAUUUAAUAGCUAGACAAUAUAUUCUAUAUUUUUUGCACCUAAUCCUAUCCAUAUAUGGGCUAAAUGAAAAUGCAUAUAAAUCCAAAAUAUAACAGAUUAUGAUAAUUGUUUUUGCUGAAAAUAAUAUAAAAACAUUUCAUUAAUACCCUUUACAGUAACGUCCCCUCAAAAGAGAAAAUCUGUAACGAGAUUUCUUUCAUAAAUGGUUUUGUUUGUUUUGUUUUAGGCUUUACAUACUUAUUCCAUUUAUUAUUAAUAAAAUCUUAAGGCCAUAGAAUAAACUUAUAUAUCUUUGAAAAUAUUAAAUCAAAUAUGGCUAUUAUAGUUUUCUUUAUAUAAAUAGCCUUAAGUGGUUAAUAUAUUGUGUAGAUUGUUUUCAUUUGGGUGAGAAAAAAAAUGGAUUCUAAUCAUGAUAGCAGUUCAAGCAAUGGACUUGAAACUUCGAUGAGCACAACCAAUCGGGAUAAUAAGAUUUACCAUCGCCACUCUGUUCAUCAAAUUCAAAGGCUUGAAGCGUAUUUUAAGGAAUGCCCUCAUCCAGAUGAUACGCAGCGACAUAAAUUGGGCGAAGAACUGAAACUUAAACCGAAACAAAUCAAGUUUUGGUUCCAAAACAAAAGAACACAAGCCAAAGCUCAAAGCGAAAAAGUAUUCAACGCAUCACUUAGAGCAGAGAACAUAAGAAUAAGACGUGAAAACGAAGUGAUACAAGAGGCACUAAAAACUGUGACUUGCCCUCCAUGCGGUGGUCCUCGUCCUGGGAAAGAAGAACGCAAACUAUAUCUCCAAAAAAUGCGUGCACAUAACGCAUAUCUCAAAAGACAGCUUGAACAAAUCUCAGACUUCGUAAACAAUAACGGAGGCCACUCAAUACCUAGCGUCAAUUCCCUAGCAUCAACUUCCAGUAACCCUCAUUUCUCCUACGGGACCUCUUCAAACCGUCCCCUCGAGCCACCAAGCUUGGAAAGAGAACAAUAUACUCAUGAACACAUCAACAACGCCCAACCGACUCAGCAUUUCCAGCCGCUAUCUCAAAUGGAGAAAAUGAUGAUGUCUCAAACGAUGGUAAAUGCCGUGACAGAAAUUAUAAGACUGAUUCAUAUCGAAGAACCGAUGUGGAUCAAGUCGUCUAUUGAUGAUAGACUUGUCAUUGAUCAAGAGAACUAUGAGAAGUCUUUUACAAAUAUUAGCCAUUUGAAGAGCCCAAGUGCUCGUAUUGAGUCUUCUAAAGAUGUGGUGGUGGUUCCUAUGGAUGCAAGAAACUUGGUGGACAUGUUCUUUGAUACGGAGAAAUGGGCGAGGAUUUUCUCAACAAUUGUGAACGAAGCUAAAACGAUUCACGUGCUGGAGUCCAUGGACACACAAAGACAGAACUUCUCGCAACUGAUGUAUGAGCAACUGCACAUAUUGUCGCCAUUGGUGCCACCGAGAGAGUUUAUAAUCUUAAGAUGUUGCCAACAAAUUGAAGACGAUCUCUGGGUGAUUGCUGACGUCUCGUGUCAUCAUGUAAACAUUGACUUUGAGAGUCCGACUUGCUCCAAACGUCCGUCCGGUUGUCUCAUCCAAGCCUUGCCCAAUGGUCUCUCUAAGGUUACGUGGAUGGAGCACGUGGAAGUAAAUGAAAAAGUGCGGACACAUCGGAUUUACAGAGACCUCUUAUGCGGCGGGUUUGGCUACGGAGCUCGCCGUUGGACCGUUACUCUUGAAAGAAUGUGUGAGAGGCUCCAUCUAUCCUCCAUCUCCGUCUUCCCCACCACCGACUUCGCCGGAGUUGUGGAAACUAUAGAGGGAAGAAGGAGCGUCAUGAAUUUAGGAGAAAGAAUGUUGAAGAACUUUGCGUGGAUACUAAAAAUGUCUGGAAACUACGAUUUUUCUCAACUGUCUGAAACCAACAGCAGUGGAGUUAGGGUUUCGGUGCGGGUAAACUCAGAGGCUGGUCAACCGACGGGUCUCAUUGUCUGCGCCGCUUCAUCUAUAUGUCUCCCUCUCUCUCCUCUCGAAGUCUACAAUUUCCUUACAAAUCUCGAGAUUCGCCACCAGUGGGACGUUCUCUGCCAUGGGUAUCCGGCUGCUGAGGUCGCUGGCUUUGCAACUGGAACAGAUGAUAAGAAUCGUGUGAACAUCCUCCAGACUGCGAGUACAGCAGAGGAUGCUGAUAUGAUGAUAAUACAAGACAGCUUCAGAGAUGCACUAGGAGGUAUGGUGGUGUAUGCUCCAGUGGACCUGAACACUGCAUCGGCUGCCGUUUCUGGCCAAGUCAAUCCUUCAGGCAUUCCAAUCCUCCCUUCCGGUUUCAUCAUCUCCCGCGACGGCCAUCAUUUCACUUCCCCUGAGCUCGAAGAUGGCAGCGACUAUAGUAAGUCGCUCCUGACGGUGGCUUUCCAGAUACUUGUCUCUGGUCCGACUCUUUCUGGAGAUCUCCAAAUUGAAGAAUCUACCACCACAGUCAAUACUUUGAUUACCUCCACCCUUCAAAGGAUCAAAGUCAUGCUUAAUUGCAACGAGGGUAAGUGAGAGUUUAAUCCACCCGUUUCACAAUUCACAAAACUAUUCCGUUUUUAUUACUAUUAUCAAAAAAUAAUGUUGUGAGUGAGAAGACUAUUCUCAAAAGAAUCAUACUCGGACCUUUAAUGUUUUUGGUUGGUUAAAAAACUUAUUAUCUAUAAAUGAGUCCCUUAGA